CCGGAGCGGCUGCUGAGGAGGAGGCGGUGGUGGCGGAGGCCGGGGUGUUCGGAGCGCCGGCUCGGGGGGCUAGGCCCUUCGGGGGCGGGGGCGGCCGUGUUUUCUUUGGCUGAGGGGCUGGGGACGCCGGCGGCCGAGCGACGAGAUGAAUUUCCUCCGCGGGGUGAUGGGGGGCCAGAGUGCCGGACCCCAGCACACAGAAGCCGAGACGAUUCAAAAGCUCUGUGACCGAGUAGCUUCAUCUACCUUACUGGAUGACCGAAGGAAUGCUGUGCGUGCUCUUAAAUCAUUAUCUAAGAAAUACCGCUUGGAAGUGGGAAUCCAGGCUAUGGAACAUCUUAUCCAUGUGUUACAAACGGAUCGUUCGGAUUCUGAAAUAAUAGCUUAUGCUUUGGACACACUCUAUAAUAUAAUAUCUAAUGAUGAAGAGGAAGAAGUAGAAGAAAAUUCUACAAAACAGAGUGAGGAUUUGGGAAGCCAGUUUACAGAAAUUUUCAUUAAGCAGCCAGAAAAUGUCACUCUCCUGUUAUCUUUGUUGGAGGAAUUUGAUUUCCAUGUCCGCUGGCCUGGCGUGAGACUCCUGACUUCUCUUUUAAAACAGCUAGGGCCUCCUGUGCAGCAGAUUAUCCUGGUCAGUCCUAUGGGUGUUUCCAGACUUAUGGACUUACUGGCAGAUUCCAGAGAAAUUAUACGUAAUGAUGGUGUCUUACUGCUGCAGGCGCUAACAAGGGGCAAUGGAGCAAUCCAGAAGAUCGUUGCUUUUGAAAAUGCUUUUGAGAGGCUACUGGACAUUAUUACAGAGGAGGGGAACAGUGAUGGAGGUAUAGUAGUAGAAGAUUGUUUGAUUUUGCUUCAAAACUUGUUAAAAACCAACAAUUCCAAUCAAAACUUUUUUAAAGAAGGCUCGUAUAUUCAGCGUAUGAAACCUUGGUUUGAAGUUGGAGAUGAAAAUUCUGGUUGGUCAGCACAGAAAGUGACCAAUCUACAUUUAAUGCUGCAGCUUGUCCGAGUACUAGUGUCUCCUACCAACCCCCCUGGUGCGACCAGCAGCUGCCAGAAGGCCAUGUUCCAGUGUGGGUUACUGCAGCAGCUUUGCACCAUCCUGAUGGCUACGGGAAUUCCUGCUGAUAUCCUGACCGAGACCAUAAAUACUGUAUCCGAAGUUAUCCGAGGCUGCCAAGUCAACCAAGACUACUUUGCUUCUGUGAAUGCACCUUCAAAUCCCCCAAGACCAGCAAUUGUUGUACUUCUCAUGUCCAUGGUGAACGAAAGGCAGCCAUUUGUGUUACGCUGUGCUGUUCUCUACUGUUUCCAGUGCUUUUUAUAUAAAAACCAGAAAGGACAAGGAGAAAUCGUGGCAACACUUCUACCCUCCACUAUUGAUGCAACAGGUAGCUCGGUCUCAGCUGGUCAGCUGCUCUGCGGAGGUCUGUUUUCUACAGAUUCUCUUUCAAACUGGUGCGCUGCUGUGGCCCUCGCCCAUGCGCUGCAGGGGAACGCUACCCAGAAGGAGCAGCUGCUCAGGGUCCAGCUGGCCACAAGCAUUGGCAACCCUCCAGUGUCCCUGCUGCAGCAGUGCACCAAUAUCCUUUCCCAGGGUGAUAAGAUCGACAGACGGGGAAGCAAAAUACAGACAAGAGUUGGGUUGUUAAUGUUGCUUUGUACCUGGCUGAGCAACUGUCCCAUUGCAGUAACACACUUUCUUCACAAUUCAGCCAAUGUUCCAUUUCUUACAGGACAAAUUGCAGAAAAUCUCGGAGAGGAAGAACAGUUGGUUCAAGGCUUAUGUGCCCUUCUUUUGGGCAUUUCUAUUUAUUUCAAUGAUAAUUCACUAGAAAACUACAUGAAAGAGAAACUAAAGCAACUAAUAGAGAAGAGGAUUGGCAAAGAGAAUUUCAUAGAGAAACUAGGAUUUAUUAGCAAACACGAGUUAUACUCCAGAGCAUCCCAGAAACCCCAGCCAAACUUUCCAAGUCCAGAAUACAUGAUAUUUGAUCAUGAGUUUACAAAGCUGGUGAAAGAACUUGAAGGUAUUAUUACUAAGGCUAUUUAUAAGUCCAGUGAAGAAGAUAAGAAAGAGGAGGAGGUAAAGAAAACAUUAGAACAGCAUGACAACAUUGUGACUCACUAUAAGAAUAUGAUUCGUGAGCAGGACCUACAGCUGGAAGAAUUGAAGCAGCAAGUUUCUACUUUGAAAUGUCAAAACGAACAGCUUCAGACUGCAGUCACACAGCAGGCGUCUCAGAUUCAGCAGCACAAGGAUCAGUAUAAUCUCCUUAAAGUCCAGCUUGGAAAAGACAAUCACCAUCAAGGUUCCCACGGUGAUGGGGCUCAGGUGAAUGGCAUCCAGCCAGAAGAAAUCAGUCGGCUGAGGGAAGAGGUGGAAGAGCUAAAAAGUCAGCAGGGGCUCUUGCAAAGCCAGCUAGCUGAAAAGGACUCUUUGAUAGAAAAUUUGAAAUCUUCGCAAGUGUCUGCUGGGAAUGAACAGGCGUCAGCAGCAGCUUCACCCAGAGAUUCCGAGCAAAUCGUAGAAUUAAAACAGGAACUGACAGCGCUGAAGUCCCAGUUAAACUCACAGUCUCUGGAGAUCACCAGACUCCAGGCAGAAAACCGUGAGCUUCUACAGAGAGCAGAAGCCUUGGCAAAAUCAGCCCCUGUUGAGGGAGAGAAUGAGAAUGUGGCCACUGCUAAAACUACUGAUGUAGAAGGAAGACUGUCUGCCUUGCUGCAGGAGACGAAAGAAUUAAAGAGUGAAAUUAAAGCUCUGUCUGAGGAGAAAACUGCCAUUAAAAUGCAACUGGAUUCAUCUAACAGCACCAUCGCCAUUCUGCAAAUGGAGAAAGACAAGUUAGGCAUAGAAGUGACAGAUUCUAAGAAAGAACAAGAUGAUCUCUUGGUACUGUUGGCCGAUCAGGAUCAGAAAAUUCUGUCACUGAAGAGUAAACUCAAGAUCCUCGGUCAUCCAGUUGAAGAAGAAGAUGAAUCUGGAGACCAAGAUGAUGAUGACGAUGAAACUGAUGAUGGUGACAAGGACCAGGACAUCUAGCUUAAACCCUAGGAGUGAUAAAGAUUAUGUCAUUACUUUGAACAAGUCUUAAGACAGUGCUUUGGUUUGCCGCCUCCACAAAAAAAUUUAGAACCAGGCAGAAAGAAUUCACUAAUAAAAUUAUUGUUUGUUUUUUAAUAUUGCCUCCCAUGUGGGAAACUUUAAAACUCUAACUUCAUGUGGAAGUUUUAUUUAUGUUCAUCUGAACUCUCCCAAAAUAUAAUCUGCAAAGAGCAUCAGGCUCCAAAAAUAGACCAUUUGAAGGUGUGUGGUGGUGAUGUAGUCAGCCUUAUUGGUUCAUUAGGCAUGGUGGCAAUGCAGUUGGCCUUAUUGGUUCACUGGUUGCUUUUCAGAAUCUGUGACUUCAGUCCUAACACAUUUGAUUUAAUGUGUAUUGAAUGGGAACCAACUAUUUCUAAAUCAGCAUUUGAGUUCUCACCUUAUUAUUUCCUUGUAAAGAAAGGACUCUACUUAAAGAUAAAAUAGCCUGGGCUCAGGGGUCGUGUGUGCCAUCACCCACCCACCCCUAGUGUGCCUUUCAGAAGAGCAGGAUGGGGCAGUUUAGAGUGAGUGCCAUCCAACAGGGCCACAUUCUGCCUUCGGAAGAAAGGAAAGACUGUGCCCGGGCAUGGAGAGCUGUUCUGAGAAACUACACAGUGGAGUAACGUGGCUGCUUUUCUUUCUGUCUAAGCUCAAGAUGGAAAACAGAUGAUAGUCAGCAGUUAACACAGCUGGGAUUUAUAGCAUUGUUGGAUUAUCAUAAAACAUGUUCUUAGUUUUAAAAAUACCCAAACUAUGAUUUAUAUAAUUUAUUGGCAUUUUUGCUGAAUAGGUGUAAGUCAGAUAAUAGAUUUUUAAAAAGCAAAUGAAGCAAUGUGUCAAAGUCUAAUGUUUUCAUAAUAAAAAUAGAUAUUAUGUUCACUUAA
Molecule: messenger RNA, 3972 nt
Organism: Myodes glareolus (Bank vole)
Lineage: Eukaryota; Metazoa; Chordata; Mammalia; Rodentia; Cricetidae
Gene: Uso1
Product: USO1 vesicle transport factor
Biological process (GO): endoplasmic reticulum to Golgi vesicle-mediated transport; vesicle fusion with Golgi apparatus; transcytosis
Cellular component (GO): ER to Golgi transport vesicle membrane; cytoplasm; Golgi membrane
Molecular function (GO): protein binding
Source: RefSeq, a predicted model, not a curated record